Messenger RNA from Anguilla anguilla (European eel), 1816 nucleotides. RefSeq names its product plexin-A1-like. Gene Ontology annotation, molecular function: protein binding; semaphorin receptor activity. Gene Ontology annotation, cellular component: semaphorin receptor complex. The record is from RefSeq and is a predicted model, not a curated record. Lineage: Eukaryota; Metazoa; Chordata; Actinopteri; Anguilliformes; Anguillidae. The transcript is spliced from 4 exons. The coding region runs from base 299 to 1816 and encodes 505 amino acids. Gene Ontology annotation, biological process: regulation of cell shape; regulation of GTPase activity; positive regulation of axonogenesis.
CGCUAGCCUGGCAUCCCGGGGCGAGCCGUGGCCCAGAGCCGCUGAAGCAAGGCAGGCCUCCCACUCCGGACAGCGCGUGCUGCAGCGGACGUCAGCUCACACAAUAACGGGCAAUCGGCCGUGCCACUGCAGAUGAUGUUAUAGAUGACAGCUCCGCACAGAGAGAAAAGGACGUCGGAUCAAUAAGAGCUUCUCUUUUCCCCCCCCGAAUAUAACGAGGCGAGAUCGAAAAGGAGUGACUGAAAGCAGGAGCGAACCCCUCCCUCGUCUGGCCCUGCCCUCUCGGAACGGAUUGAACAUGGGGCCGAGCCGGAAGCCGCUCUGCCUCGUCCCGUGUCUGGGGGUCCUGUUCCUGCUGGGGGCGCUGGCCGCGCCGGCACCGUCCCUCGCCACGCCCGCCCCCGCCUUCAAGACUUUCUCCCCGCCCGACUGGGGACUGACGCACCUGGUGAUCCACAAUAAGACGGGCGAGGUGUACGUGGGCGCGGUCAACUGGAUCUUCAAGCUGUCGGGCAACCUGACCAAGCUGCGGAGUCACAUGACCGGCCCCGUGGUGGACAACGAGAAGUGCUACCCGCCCCCCAGCGUGCAGUCCUGCCCCUACGAGCAGGUGCAGACCAACAAUGUCAACAAGCUGCUCCUCAUCGACUACGCCCAGAACCGGCUGCUGGCCUGCGGCAGCACCUCGCAGGGCAUCUGCCAGUUCCUGCGUCUGGACGACCUGUUCAAGCUGGGCGAGCCCCACCACCGCAAGGAGCACUACCUCUCCAGCGUCAGCGAGUCGGGCACCAUGUCCGGCGUCCUGAUCGAGGGCGCCGACGGCCACAACAGCAAGCUCUUCAUCGGCACGCCCAUCGACGGCAAGUCCGAGUACUUCCCCACCCUGUCCAGCCGCAAGCUGAUGGCCAACGAGGAGAACGCCGACAUGUUCAGCUUCGUCUACCAGGACGAGUUCGUCUCCUCGCAGCUCAAGAUCCCCUCGGACACGCUCUCCAAGUUCCCGGCCUUCGACAUCUACUACGUCUACAGCUUCAGCAGCGAGCAGUUCGUCUACUACCUGACCCUGCAGCUGGACACGCAGCUGACCUCGCCCGACGCCAGCGGCGAGCAGUUCUUCACCUCCAAGAUCGUGCGCCUCUGCGUGGACGACCCCAAGUUCUACUCCUACGUGGAGUUCCCCAUCGGCUGCACCAAGGACGGCGUGGAGUACCGGCUGGUCCAGGACGCCUUCCUCAGCCGGCCCGGCCGGCAGCUGGCGCGCUCGCUGGGCAUCUCCGAGCGGGAGGACGUGCUCUUCACCGUCUUCUCGCAGGGCCAGAAGAACCGGGCCAAGCCGCCCAAGGAGUCGGCGCUCUGCCUCUUCACCCUCCGCCGCAUCAAGGAGAAGAUCAAGGAGCGCAUCCAGUCCUGCUACAGGGGCGAGGGGAAGCUCUCUCUGCCCUGGCUGCUCAACAAGGAGCUGGCCUGCAUCAACUCGCCUCUGCAGAUCGAUGACAAUUUCUGCGGCCAGGACUUCAACCAGCCUCUGGGCGGGACCAGCACCAUCGAAGGAAUACCGCUGUUCGUGGACAAGGACGACGGGAUGACCUCGGUGGCGGCCUACGACUACCGGGGCAACACCGUGGCCUUCGCCGGGACCCGCAGCGGCAGGAUGAAGAAGGUAGGCGUGGCUCCGGCUCCGGCUCUCGCCAGCCCCUCCUUGGGUCCCGCUGAGAUCGACGCGCUCCCGCACGCGUGCGGCUCCUCGUACGGCCUUCCCGCUUCCCUCCCGCCCUCACGCUUCGGACGUUCCCCCCUCUCGGGCGAGGGCGUCUGA